Sus scrofa (pig) is the source of this 2085-nucleotide messenger RNA. NCBI's taxonomy places the organism in Eukaryota, Metazoa, Chordata, Mammalia, Artiodactyla, Suidae. The record is from RefSeq and is a predicted model, not a curated record.
UUGGCUGAUGGCUCGGGGGCGUGGCCUCCGGAGCCCGGUUCCGCGCGCCAGAGCCCGCUCGCCGCAUUGCGAGCUGGGCCAGGAGCGAGCGCCAUGGUGCUGCUGCACGUGCUGUUCGAGCACGCGGUCGGCUACGCACUGCUGGCGCUGAAGGAGGUGGAAGAGAUCAGCCUGCUGCUGCCGCAGGUGGAGGAGUGCGUGCUGAACUUGGGCAAGUUCCACAACAUAGUUCGUCUCGUGGCCUUUUCUCCCUUUUCCUCGUCUCAGGUUGCCUUGGAAAAUGCCAACGCUGUGUCUGAAGGUGUUGUCCAUGAGGAUCUCCGCCUGUUCCUGGAGACUCACCUGCCAUCUAAAAAGAAGAAAGUACUCUUGGGGGUUGGGGACCCCAAGAUAGGUGCUGCUAUACAAGAGGAGUUGGGGUACAACUGCCAGACUGGAGGUGUGAUAGCUGAGGUCCUUCGAGGAGUUCGACUGCACUUCCACAACCUGGUGAAAGGUCUCACUGAUCUGUCUGCCUGUAAAGCCCAACUGGGGCUGGGACACAGCUAUUCUCGUGCCAAAGUUAAGUUCAAUGUGAACCGGGUGGACAAUAUGAUUAUCCAGUCCAUUAGCCUCCUGGACCAGCUGGAUAAGGACAUCAAUACCUUCUCGAUGCGUGUCAGGGAAUGGUAUGGGUAUCACUUUCCCGAGCUCGUGAAGAUCAUUAAUGAUAACGCUACAUACUGCCGCCUUGCUCAGUUCAUUGGAAACCGAAGGGAGCUGAACGAAGAAAAGUUGGAGAAGCUGGAGGAGCUGACAAUGGAUGGGGCCAAGGCUAAGGCUAUUCUGGAUGCCUCUCGGUCCUCCAUGGGCAUGGACAUAUCUGCCAUUGACUUGAUAAACAUCGAGAGCUUCUCCAGUCGUGUGGUGUCUUUGUCAGAGUACCGCCAAAGCCUACACACUUACCUGCGGUCCAAGAUGAGCCAAGUAGCCCCCAGCCUGUCAGCCCUAAUUGGGGAAGCGGUAGGUGCACGUCUCAUUGCUCAUGCUGGCAGUCUCACCAAUCUGGCCAAGUAUCCAGCGUCCACAGUGCAGAUCCUUGGGGCCGAAAAGGCCCUGUUCAGAGCCCUGAAGACUAGGGGUAACACCCCAAAAUAUGGACUCAUAUUCCAUUCUACCUUCAUUGGCCGAGCAGCUGCCAAGAACAAAGGCCGCAUCUCCCGAUACCUGGCAAACAAAUGCAGUAUUGCCUCACGAAUUGAUUGCUUCUCUGAGGUGCCCACCAGUGUAUUUGGAGAGAAGCUUCGAGAACAAGUUGAGGAGCGGCUGUCCUUCUAUGAGACUGGAGAGAUUCCACGAAAGAAUCUGGAGGUCAUGAAGGAGGCAAUGGUUCAGGCAGAGGAAGCUGCUGCAGAGAUUACUAGGAAGCUGGAAAAACAGGAGAAGAAACGCUUGAAGAAGGAAAAGAAGCGGUUGGCUGCAGUUGCCCUGGCAUCUUCAGAAAACAGCAGUAGUACUCCGGAGGAGUGUGAGGAGACAGGUGCUGAGAGAACUGCUCAAGAGCCCAGGCAGCUGGUUGUAGCAACACCCGUUCCCUGGGCGAGUGUGUUCUGUCCUCGGCUGCCUCCCAGGAGUCCCCAGCAGAAGUAUAAAUUCCUGCCCUGCAGGUUCCCAGACUUGUCUGGAGAUGGUAGCAUUUCCUAGCGGGGACGGGGGCUGGGAGGUCCCCAGUGGACUAGGUUGGAACCAUUCUCCUGGGAUUGUUAACAGUGCCAUUUGCCAGCAUUUCUUGUGGUCGCCUCUGGAACUUGGCAUCAUGAUUCUAUUUCGACCAGCCUGGUGAGGUUUCCUAUAAAUUUCCUUGAUGGGCUUAGAUUAAUUUAUUCUGUGUUCUCCCCAUUUCUAAGUGGGAGGUGAGGUGGGUGGGGGAAACUUCGAUGUGGAUUUCCAGUGUUGUCGCCAUACAUACAUUAAAAAUCAUCUCAGAAACUGGGAUAUUUUAUUUAACACCAUUUUCACCAGCCUUUCCACCCUGACUACUUAACAGCUGGAAUUCUGACGGGGUAUAUUCCUUAUGUUCAUACACUGGUUCAUGCCUGUUUCCCC